Cydia strobilella is the source of this 8026-nucleotide messenger RNA. RefSeq names its product SR-related and CTD-associated factor 4 (gene Isha). The transcript is spliced from 26 exons. Lineage: Eukaryota; Metazoa; Arthropoda; Insecta; Lepidoptera; Tortricidae. Gene Ontology annotation, cellular component: nucleus. The record is from RefSeq and is a predicted model, not a curated record. Gene Ontology annotation, molecular function: RNA binding. Bases 134 to 5095 code for a protein of 1653 amino acids.
UUCUGCACGCCAUUUUGUAAUUUUGAGCAUGUUGAUUUGUUCACGAAAAUGAUUAUCCUAACGCUAGUUUCUAAUUCUAGGAGUAUAAUUGAUUAAGUAUAGUUUAAUAAGACAAAAGAAACAAUACAGCAAAAUGGAUAUGCCAGAAGUGAAGGCGUUCAACGCGGAGUUAUCCGGGUUGUACGACAACAAGCCUCCGAUCUCGAAGGCAAAGAUGAGUGCUAUCACAAGGGGUGCUAUUAAGGCUAUAAAGUUCUACAAGCACGUCGUACAUAGUGUAGAAAAGUUCAUUCAAAAGUGCAAGCCAGAGUAUAAAGUGCCUGGUUUAUACGUGAUAGAUUCGAUAGUACGGCAGUCGCGACACCAAUUUGGGCAGGAUAAAGAUGUGUUCGCGCCGCGGUUCGCUAAGAACAUGCAGCAGACCUUCGCGAACCUGUUCAGAUGCCCUCCUGAAAAUAAGGGUAACAUCAUCCGAGUGCUAAACCUGUGGCAGAAGAACAAUGUGUUUGGUCCGGAGGUGAUCCAGCCGCUGAUGGAUAUGGCGGAUCCUAACCACCCGCUGCACCAGGAGAUCCAGCAACAACAGAAUAACACUGCUAAUGGGAGCAGUCUAACACUGAACACCAGCCACAACUCGGACAAGAAGAUAUCCCCAGUACCGGCUCCGCUACACACUCCUCCGGACAACUCUCCUAUGGGUGAUUCUUUCCAGGACCAACCGUCAGGCAACCAAGGCGUCAAGUUCAACCGCAAACUCCUUUCCAACGACUUUGAAUACGAGAGUGAUGACGACGGCGGACACGACACGCACACGUCGCACGCUACACACUCCACACACUCCACACAUGCGUCGCAUUCGACACAUACCCAGCCGCAGCAGACCGCUGACACAUUGCCAUUGGGAAGUAUACUGACGAAUCCUGAGAUAAUGCGGCAGCUACAGAGCCUUCAGGCGCAAAUGCAACUCAUGACUGGAAUGUCGGGAAUGCAGAUACCUAAUUUAAUGCCAAUGAUGUCAGAACUACAGCAGAAUCAAAACCAACCGUUUUUGAACAAAGAACAGCAGAAACAGAACGAGUCCAAAGAUGACAUGGUGGAAUCUGACAUCGAGUUUGUAGAGACAGGGCCGCAGGUUAUUGAAAUACCUGACGCUAAUGACUCCAGGAGUCCGUCUCCGCGGAGGAGGCAUCGCUCUCGCUCACGCUCGCGCGGCGGCCGGCGCCGGCGCACUCGCUCUCGCUCUCGCUCCAGUCGCUCGCCGCGGCGGAGGCGAGACAAGGAACGGGACAGAGAACGGGAUCGUGAUAGAACUAAGGAUAAUAAGAGUCACAAAGAGAGGGAAGCUGACAAAGAGAAGCAAAGGGAACGGGAGAAGAAAGGGUUACCACCAAUAAAGAAGGAGAAUUUAAGUGUAUGCAGCACAACACUGUGGGUAGGCCACUUGUCGAAGCUGGCCACUCAGGAGGAGCUGUCGGACCUGUUCGGCGCCGUGGGCGGCGUGACCUCCAUCGACGUGGUGGCGCCCCGCGGCUGCGCCUUCGUGGUCAUGGAGCGCCGCCGCGACGCGCACAAGGCCCUCACUACGCUCAACAAACAUAAGCUGCACUCUAAAGAAAUUGCCGUGGCGUGGGCGCCCGGCAAAGGCGUGAAGGGGCGCGAGUGGAAGGACUACUGGGAGGCGGAGCUGGGCGUGUCGUACCUGCCGUGGGGCGCGCUGCAGCAGCGCUGGGCGCUCGGGGCGCUGUCGCUGGACGCGCUGGAGGACGGCGGCGCCGUGGACGAAGAGACGCUGCCGCCGUGGCUGCCUCCCAGGGUAAGUGGAAGGACUACUGGGAGGCGGAGCUGGGCGUGUCGUACCUGCCGUGGGGCGCGCUGCAGCAGCGCUGGGCGCUCGGGGCGCUGUCGCUGGACGCGCUGGAGGACGGCGGCGCCGUGGACGAAGAGACGCUGCCGCCGUGGCUGCCUCCCAGGAGACGCUGCCGCCGUGGCUGCCUCCCAGGGUAAGUGGAAGGACUACUGGGAGGCGGAGCUGGGCGUGUCGUACCUGCCGUGGGGCGCGCUGCAGCAGCGCUGGGCGCUCGGGGCGCUGUCGCUGGACGCGCUGGAGGACGGCGUGGAAGGACUACUGGGAGGCGGAGCUGGGCGUGUCGUACCUGCCGUGGGGCGCGCUGCAGCAGCGCUGGGCGCUCGGGGCGCUGUCGCUGGACGCGCUGGAGGACGGCGGCGCCGUGGACGAAGAGACGCUGCCGCCGUGGCUGCCUCCCAGGGUAAGUGGAAGGACUACUGGGAGGCGGAGCUGGGCGUGUCGUACCUGCCGUGGGGCGCGCUGCAGCAGCGCUGGGCGCUCGGGGCGCUGUCGCUGGACGCGCUGGAGGACGGCGGCGCCGUGGACGAAGAGACGCUGCCGCCGUGGCUGCCUCCCAGGAUCCUACCCAAGACCCUAAUGGACGGCAUGGUCGGCAUGAUGCCCAUGGGCAUGCCCGGCCCGGCCGGCAUGCCCCCCAUGCCCAAUGCCAUGCCCAACCCGUUGCAGAACGCAAUGCCCAACGCGAUGCAGAAUGCCAUGCCCAAUGCAAUGCCUGGACCAAUGCCAGGCAUGCCUGCGUUGCAGUUACCACCACCUGGCAUGGGUCCGGGUCUGCCCCCCGGCAUGCCGCCGGGCAUGCCCCCCGGCUUGCGGCCGCCGAACAUGCCGCAACAAGUUCCUGGUAUGCAACCUGAAGCGGGUAUGCCGCCGACCAGCGCACUCUUGAGAUUCCCGGGAAUGCCACCACAGCCGAUACAGUCCAUGCAAUCUAUGCCACAACCGGGCAUGGCGGCGCUGCCGGGCUUCCUGGGCGGGCUGCUGGCCGUGGGCGGGCUGGUGGGGGGGGUGCCGCUGCAUCAUGCACCGCCACAGCAUCAACAGAUGCAGCAAAGGGUGUCGGAGGUGACGAGAACCGACGACGCGAUGGACCUGGAUACAGAGGAUACUCAUAACGAGGAAGUGUCCAGUGAACAACCCCCCCCGCUAUCAGACCAGCUCCAAGCUCUACUCUCAAAACCACCGCCCGGCUUCAAUUCCUCUGAACCUCCCCCCCCAUUCAACCUAUCCGAGCCUCCCCCCACAGCGCCAAACACAGAAGACAAACAAGACGACAAGCGGGACCGGGACCGCCGGGACCGCGACCGGGAUCGCCGGGACCGAGGCGACCGGGAUAGAAGAGACCGGGAACGGGGCAAUAGGGACAGGGAAAGAGGCGGGCGGGAUCGUGAUCGGGACAGAGGCGAUCGUGACCGCGAACGUGACCGUGACCGCGGCGGGCGGGACCGGCGCGACCGGGACCGGGACCGCGACAACCGGGACCGGUUUAAUGCGCCGAGGGAUAACAAUAAUAGAGAACAGAGCCGGUCCAAGUCCCCGCGCGAGGGAGGGGCGGGGGGUGAAAAGUCGUUGCAGGAACGAUUAUGGGAGAUGGCCAAUGGCAAACGUGACGAGUUCCCGCAGCCGCAACAACAAGAUAACAUAGGUCCUGAAGAGAACAGGGUUGACCGGCCGCCUCUGGAUCGAAUGCCACGACCAGGAAUGGACGGUGAGGGCGACGCGGCCGACGACUGGCGCCGCGUCGAGGGACCGCACGCGCCGCCCUUCAGGCCCGAUCCGAGAAUGCGAGGACCCCGACCGCCUGUAAGAGGGCCAUGGAUGGAGCAAGGUCCGGGCGGGCCUGGAGGCCCCGGGGGUCAGGGUCCGCCGUUCGGUGCGCGGUUCAACGGGCUCGGCCCCCCGCCCGGCUUCCCCGGCCCCGGCCCCGGCCCCGGCCCGCGCUUCGAGCGCCCGCCCUUCGCGCGCAUGCCGUUCGACGGCCCCGCCCGGCCCCCGUUCGACGGCGGCCGGCCUCCGUUCGACGGCCCCAGGCCUCCAUUCGAUGGUCCGCGCCCGCCGUUUGACGGCCCGAGGUUCGACGGCCCCCGAGCGCCGUUUGACGGUCCGCGCCCGCCCUUCGACGGUAACAGGCCUCCUUUCGACGGCCCGCGACCACCAUUCGACGGCCCGCGACCACCUUUCGACGGCCCGCGACCACCUUUCGACGGCCCGCGCCCGUUUGACGGACCGUUCGACGGUGAACGUCCGUUCGACGGUCCACCGGAGUUCUUUAACAACAGACGCUUCGAGGACCGAGAGUUCAACGACCGGGGCUGGAACGGGGACCGCGAGCGCGGCGACCGCGACUGGAACGAUCGCAGGACCGACUGGGACGACCGCCGGAGGGACAGGUUCCGGGACAAGGACAACGAGGACAGGUCAGGACAGGACAGGUUCGACAGGAACAGGAACGACAGGAGGAGGAACUUUGACGAUAGGAACGAUCGGGACCGGGACCGUAGUGACCGUGACCGCAGUGACCGUGACAAGAGUGAUCGCGACAAGAGUGACCGCGACCGUCCUAAGAGGGAGGAGCGCUCGCGUGCCGAUCGGCAGAAAGAUAGGAAAUCUAGAUGGGGCGCAGCGGAAGAAUUAAAGGAGGGUGAGACUUCUACAGAGGCCGCGGAGGCUCCUAAAGAGAGCACUGAAGCGCCUAAAGAGGUUAGCACGGAGCAACCUGAACAAAUGGAUAUUCGGUCUAAUCAGGAACAAAACGUGGAAACUAAAGAACCAGCAAGGAAUCAAAGAGUGGAAUCUAAAGAACAAGCGAGUGAGUGUGCGCCGAUGGAAACUGAGAGUACAAUAGAUACGCAUCAGGAAAGAGAACCAGUAGAAAUAGAGACAAAGCAAUAUGAAGAAGCUCCUGAGUCGCAGAGCUUUGAUGAUAGUCAGCAAGCGGAAGAACCUGCAAACAGGGAAGAGACUCGAGAAAGUUAUGAGGAAAGGGUAGAGGUUCCAAUGGACGAACCGAGAGAAGAAACGAGAACGUUUGAAGCUGCACCAGUGAGUGAAGUCACUGAAACGCCAGAUUUAUAUGACGCAAAUGACGCAGUAGACACCAGCUUCUCAAUAGCACCGGAAAAGAACGAAACAGAGGACAGAAUAGAAUCUACAGAGACAGAGAAUAGAAUAGUGUCUACAGAAGAGUCCAAAAGUGAGGACAUUUUCGAGCCAUCUAAAGGAGAGCCUUGACAGCGCCGAAGAUGGAAAUCGGGCUAUUUCCAGUGGAACUGAUUCGGGGGACGUGGCGGAUUGUCCGACUAUGGUGUAACCGUCUUAUUUGGUAAGAAUUUCUAAACUUACUGUGACUUGUAGAUUUUGAAAUUUGAUUUCGGAAUGGUGAUAUUUUUUUGACAGAUAUUUUAGUUUGAACUGUAACUAUUCGCGUCGUUUAUGUUAUAAAAUAACGGUAAAUGUUUAGCCAUAUUAGAAAUAUCUGAAUAGAUAUCUUGAAAGUGUUGAGGUUAGAAUUUUUUUAUCAAAUAAGACGUAAAUUCAAAGACAAUUUAAUUUUUAAUUUUAUUGAAUGUUGACAAAUAGACUGAUUAAUGAAAUUCCUCUCUCGUGAACGUUAAAUGCGAGACGAGUACAAAUUAUUUAUUUUAAAAUCGAAUCUGUGGCGCUAGAAGCGGAAAUUGACAGCUAAAUAACAUAUUGGUGGCGCUCUUGAGCAAAAGGUACCGUUUUUUAUCGGUUUUCAGUUACGACAAUGUAUUUUAUGGAAUUAUAAACUGAUAAAAUGGUACAUUUUGCCUGAAUACACGUUUCUGUAUACCAUAGUCGGAAAGCGCUUACAGUGAAAUCAAAGGCAUACUAGAGUCGCGAAUCGCAAAGAGGCAAGAUAAAGCAUCAGCUUCAAGUAGCUUCAAAGACGGAUGGAUGUUUUAUCUUGGUUUUGUGCGAACACGUGCCGAUAGAAACCGUAUGACGCCAAAGAUUUUAAUUUUAUAUUUACACCUUGUUGAAAUAUACGUGCCUUAUUGGUGACUUGGUGUUUGCUUUCCACGGCGGCGGAGCGGCGCGCACCCGGCCGCUCAAGUAGAGCGCCCGGGACAGGUAAUACGCACCGAGCACCUAUGUGAACACACCCGCACCGCACAUAUACAUAUACACUUUGUCAAUAUUGCAACAUGACUGUAUAUUUUAACUAUUAAACUCCCGUGAGACUCAAACAUUAAAUUAUUUUAAAGCGGGUAAAUAAUAGCUCGACAUGUUUCGAUCCAAUUUACGAGGACCGUCUUCACGGAGCAACGACACGUCUUCACUGGUCGAGGGCGCGCCGGAAACAUGUCGAACUAUUCGACUUAAUAAUACGUGAGUGACCCGCAUUAAAAUAAUUUAAUAUGACUUUGUAUACACGGUGGCUAAAAAAUAAGUGCAUUCCCGUUGCCAGGGAGAUUUUGGGAUUAUACUGAGCAACUUUUACUAUGGGACCUAGCACGAAAUCGCGAAGAAAAAUUUGGCUGUUUCAUAAAUUUUGGCCGGUCCAUUUUCUAUGGGAGGGUUAUUUUUUUUGCGAUUUUGUGGUUGGUCCCAUAGUAAAAGUUACUCAGUAUAAUCCCAAAACCUCCCUGGCAACGGGAUAGCACUUAUUUUUUAGCCAUCCUGUAUAAUUUUACGGUUUCACUCAUAAAGUUGAAAGAUAGACAUAGCCGGCCGCUCAGACAAAAAAAUGACUUCAUAGCCGGCCGAUUUCGAACGCACACAUACUCAGUUAUGGGGUCAGUCUUCAGAAAUAAUUUCUACUGCCUUUUAUUAUUGAACCUACUGACUCAUGAGUCAUAAUAUCGUUAGUUAUAUGAACUAAAUUUGUUGUACGAUGUUUAAAAUAAAGUUUAUAGAAUCAUUUUGUGUAUGUGACUUGUUUUUGGUAGAAUAGUGUAGUCACAAAGUGAAAUGUCAAUUGAGUAUAGGUAACUAAUUUAGAUUCUAAAAUUAACUUCAUUCAUACUUGUACAAAAUACCUGUCAUGUUGCAAUGUUUCUUGUAUUACGAAACUCGCGAAUCUUGAAAUUUAAUCACUAACACAUUCGUACUCGGUGAGCGUUAUUUUUAUCACUAUGUAUUUAUGCUGAAAUGGAAUAUAACUGACACUAAAAAUCUAAUCUCACCAAAAUUUAAAAUAUAAUCUAAAAAUUAACUUUUUUCAUAAUUAAAAAUUCCAUUACGGUAUAACAAGUUUGAUAUCGCUAGCAAUGUGUGCAAAAUGCCUCCGAAGCGCCACGUCACCCGAAUCAGCCACGGAUAAUGAAGAUUGAAGAUCGACAUUUACACGGAUGUCGUACGACAGUCGUCAGCGGGUCGUCGGUCGGUCACUUGACUCGUCGGUUGUCUUUGCGACGUUUGAACGAUACCGUUUUAUAUUAAUGAUUUGUAAUCUAGGAUGAUACUUAACGUUUUUUCAGAUGCAGACCUUUUAACACAGUCAAUGUUGAAACGCGUCUUUUCAUUGUUAUUCAAUUGUGAAACUAUUGUAUUCUAAAAAAUGUCUUGGGCGUUGCAUAACAAACGACCUUCGUAUUUUUGUUUUGUUGUUAAUUUCAUUCUUAUAUAUUUGUGGUGGAUUGUAAUAUUAAUGAAAUUAUAUGAAUCGAUUGGGACGCGAAUAGAUAUAAAAUUCGUUAAAACACUUGUAAUCAGUGCGUAAGUUGCUGGUACUUAAUUUAAACAUUUCAAGUUAUAGGAGACGAGUCUUCUCAAAAUGUUGGUGAAGGAAUAGUAGACUAUAUGGAAUCAAAAAUGCAUUUUUAUAACAAAUUUUAUUACGAUUCAAAUACAUAUAUAUGAUACGAUAGUUAUAUCUAUACUGACAGAUUUGUAAAUUGGAAAUUAACGAUAUCCAUCACUAUAUUAGCGUAGGGGUAGAUUAGAAUUUGACAUUUAAAAAUAUUGGGCACCUUGUGCUGUACGUUUAAUUUUUAUUGUCUAUAUGUAUCAUAUUUAUUUUAUAAUUUCAGGGGCGUUGUCUUAUGUACGUUUGUUAUUUUACUUCGUUUCUUUCAUGAUUAUUCAUAAUACAUUAGGUAUGUUAUAAUUUUAAGCCCUCUUAUGUAGAUAAGCAUUAAAUUAAAUACAUGCUUCAAUGUUUGUCAUCUUGUGCUUCAAUAAAAACUUAUAAAAUGU